GAGCAACGAGUCCAUGAUGUUAUAAACUGAUCAGAUGAUCUGUCUGAUACGCUCAUAUCCAAAGGGUACCACACCCUCCAACGGCGUGGUCCCACCAUCUUCUUCUUUCAUGUUAAGAUCAUUUGGUCAUUACUCGUAACAUACUUGGAACUUUCACGCGCCACCUCUUUUCUCCCGUCUCCCCACGUUUCCUCGUCAUCACCCGUUCACAGCGCUAAUCCAACGCUCUCAAUUGCUCUAUGACUUUUAUUUGGAAAACGAGCUUUGGUGUACUCGUCUGCACUGUAUAAUUUCCAUAAAACGAAAGCAGGGAGGGUGUUUCUUUUCUUUUCUUUUCUUUAUCAUCGUUUGGGUCUCAAAAAGAGAGCGACGGAUUCUUUCGUUUCUAACAUUUUCUUUUUCUAGCGAAGGAAAAGCGUAUUCCUCGUGAGCCUCAUCUACACCACUGUUGGUAGAGUCGGAGAGAUGACGUCAGAUGGGGCGACAUCGAUACCGGCGCCAAGGAGGAAGCCGUCGUGGAGGGAGAGAGAGAAUAACAGGAGGAGAGAGAGGAGGAGAAGAGCUAUUGCUGCUAAGAUAUAUACUGGGCUUAGAGCUCAAGGAAAUUACAACUUGCCCAAGCACUGUGAUAACAAUGAGGUUCUCAAAGCUCUUUGUGCCGAGGCUGGUUGGGUCGUUGAAGAAGAUGGCACCACUUAUCGAAAGGGAUGUCAGCCACCUCCAAUUGAUAUACCUGGCAGUUCAGCUAAAAUUACCCCAUUUUCUUCCCAAAAUCCGAGUCCAUUAUCUUCUGCAUUUCCAAGUCCAAUUCCUUCCUGUCAAGUCAGUCCUUCCUCCUCUUCCUACCCUAGUCCCACUAGGCUGGAUGCUAAUAACCCGUCGAGUCUCCUUCCGUUCCUUCAAAGUGCCAUUCCUUCAUCUCUGCCGCCACUCAGAAUCUCAAACAGUGCCCCUGUGACACCACCACUUUCAUCUCCAACCUCAAGAAACCCUAAGCCAAUUCCCAACUGGGAGGCCAUUGCAAAAGAGUCCAUGGCCUCUUUUAACUACCCAUUUUAUGCUGUUUCUGCCCCAGCUAGUCCAACGCACCGUCAUUUUCAUGCCCCUGCUACAAUACCUGAGUGCGAUGAAUCUGAUACGUCCACGGUGGAAUCUGGUCAAUUGAUAAGCUUUCAAAAGUUUGCACCUUCUACAUCUCAAAUGCCGACUUCUCCAACAUUUAAUCUGGUGAAACCUUUGCCUCUUCAAAAUUUGCCCAAUGAUUUGAUCAAAGAGAAAGGGCGAGGUGCAGAGUUUCAGUUUGAGAGUGGACAGGUUAAGCCAUGGGAAGGAGAGAAGAUUCAUGAAGUAGGAUUGGAUGAUCUGGAGCUCACGCUUGGAAGUGGCAAGGCGCGGUGUUAAACUGAGGCUAUUCAUUGAAUGAUGUUGUGAAAGUAUGCUAAAACAGAAGAAAAAGUUGCUUUGCCAUUCCUGGUUCUCACAGCCAGGCAUUGGAUAGCAUUCUCAGUUCUGUUGUUUCAUCUACAUGGUGAAAAGUGGACAUCUUAAACUAAAGGUGGGAGGAGUUACAUUUUUAUCUGCAAUUGUUCUUUUUCUUUUUCUUCUUUUUCCAGUUAGUUGAUGCUCACAUUCCCUGGUUGAAUUGUUAGGGAUUUGGGUUGUUUUUACAAGCAUUACUUUGUAGAUACUAUGGGAUAUUUCUGGUUGUGAUAUGAGUUGUUUGAUCUUUCCUUUA
Molecule: messenger RNA, 1735 nt
Organism: Durio zibethinus
Lineage: Eukaryota; Viridiplantae; Streptophyta; Magnoliopsida; Malvales; Malvaceae
Product: protein BRASSINAZOLE-RESISTANT 1-like
Biological process (GO): DNA-templated transcription; brassinosteroid mediated signaling pathway
Molecular function (GO): DNA-binding transcription factor activity
Source: RefSeq, a predicted model, not a curated record